Messenger RNA from Rhinocladiella mackenziei CBS 650.93, 921 nucleotides. RefSeq lists its product as uncharacterized. Lineage: Eukaryota; Fungi; Ascomycota; Eurotiomycetes; Chaetothyriales; Herpotrichiellaceae. The transcript is spliced from 3 exons. The record is from RefSeq and is a predicted model, not a curated record. The coding region runs from base 1 to 921 and encodes 306 amino acids. Gene Ontology annotation, molecular function: oxidoreductase activity.
AUGUCUCAGCUGCUCGACGCAUCGACUUUGAAGGACAAGUCGGUUAUCAUCACAGGAGGAGCCUCGGGCAUCGGCCUCGCCACAGCGACUCACUUCGCUAAGGCGGGAGCCUAUGUGACUAUUGCAGAUGUGCAGGACGCCGCCGGGGAGAGCAUCGCCGCGGAUCUGGUUUCCCAAGGCGGGAAUGUGUCCUUUGUCCAUUGUGACACCUCCGAUUGGGAGCAAAGCGUCGCUGCAUUCAAGCAUGCAGCUGCAUUUGCGCCGAGCAAAACCUUGGACGUCGCUCUUCUAUCCGCUGGGAUUGAAGGCGACGAAUUCAGUGUAACGGAGCAGGCACUUGCGGCUCCGGAGCCAUCUUUGAGCGACAACACCAUCCCCAAUGAGCCACCAAUGCGCGCAGUGCAGGUGAAUUUGUGUGGAGUGUACAAGAAUGCCUGGUUGGCACUCUACUACAUGCGCCUGCCUUCGCAGGUUGAAACCACCAAUCCGCCGUCGAAAUCGCUCAUCUUCAUCUCAUCAUUUGCCGGUUAUGCGGACAUGCCUAGCAAUACCGAUUACAAUACCUCAAAAUUUGGCGUUCGGGGUAUCUUCCGCGGUCUGCGACACACUACUACCAGCAUGAAUGUGCGCACCAACCUUAUCGCCCCUCUCUGGAUCAACACGCCAAUUUUGCAACCGAAGCUGGCCCAGCUGGCUGCAUUGGGAGUGAAACCAGGAGCGGGAUUGACGUUUGCCAGCAUCGACCAUGUCGUCAAUGCGGUAACGAAGUCCGCAACGGACGAAACAGUUAGUAAGCGCGUUUUCUUCGUGGUGCCGGAAGGAUUUAUCGAUGCUGGUGACGACGAGGCCGGUGGCUGGGCGGCAGACUGCAUGAGGGAACAGUGGAAAGUCAGACGAAGCAAAGGGGAUAUUAUGCCUUGA